Oncorhynchus keta (chum salmon) is the source of this 896-nucleotide messenger RNA. RefSeq names its product mediator of RNA polymerase II transcription subunit 21-like. Gene Ontology annotation, molecular function: transcription coregulator activity. Gene Ontology annotation, cellular component: mediator complex. The transcript is spliced from 4 exons. NCBI's taxonomy places the organism in Eukaryota, Metazoa, Chordata, Actinopteri, Salmoniformes, Salmonidae. The record is from RefSeq and is a predicted model, not a curated record. The coding region runs from base 148 to 585 and encodes 145 amino acids. Gene Ontology annotation, biological process: regulation of transcription by RNA polymerase II.
AAAAAAAAGUAUAAUGAUGAAAUCCAAGUAUAUAUACAUAUCUCCUUGGAUUUCCGGACAGACACAACUCCAACCUGCGGAUGGCAACAACCCGCUAAGAAACGUCUUGUCUGUCCGGAAAUCCAAGGAGAGGGAGAAACAACAAAGAUGGCGGACAGGCUAACGCAACUUCAAGAUGCAGUCAAUUCUCUUGCUGAUCAGUUUUGCAACGCAAUCGGGGUGCUGCAGCAGUGUGCGCCGCCAGCUUCGUUCAGCAACAUACAGACAGCAAUAAACAAGGACCAGCCAUCGAACCCCACUGAGGAGUAUGCCCAACUAUUUGCUGCACUGAUUGCCCGGACAGCUAAGGAUGUGGACGUGCUGAUUGACUCACUGCCUAGUGAGGAGUCCACGGCAGCUCUACAGGCGGCCAGUCUGCGGCAGUUGGAGGAGGAGAAUCAUGAUGCAGCGGCACGUCUCGAAGAGGUGGUAUACCGAGGGGACUUGCUACUGGAGAAGAUCCAAAGCGCCCUGGCUGAUAUUGCUCAGUCACAACUUCGUACUCGCAGUGGAGGGCCCAACCAGACCACACCGCCUGAAUCAUGACCCCACACAACAUGGAGCAAAGACAUUCUCACAUCACUUUCUCACAUACACACACCAGAGGGUGCAAAUAUGUGCAGGAAAUCAAAUAAAGAGCCCACCUGAACAGCUGACCUCUCAAGGAGGUGAAUCUAUGGAAAAUACUUUUUGCAAUAUGUGAUGGGACAUUGGGAAGUUGGUGCUUGGGGAAUUCAGUGAGACCAUGAACCCACAUGUUCCUUUACACAAGGACAUUGAGUUCUGCCAGAAAGGAACUGUUUACUCUGUCUUUUUCUUAGCACACUCUAUUUUGGAUUAAACAGCACUGCUCCGGC